This is a messenger RNA of Hyalella azteca, 3895 nucleotides long. RefSeq names its product transmembrane protein 45A. The transcript is spliced from 5 exons. Bases 2282 to 3358 code for a protein of 358 amino acids. The record is from RefSeq and is a predicted model, not a curated record. NCBI's taxonomy places the organism in Eukaryota, Metazoa, Arthropoda, Malacostraca, Amphipoda, Hyalellidae.
UUUUAUAUAUUGCAUUAUGUACUGAGGAUGAAUGAACCAAUGUUUUGUGUCAAAUGUUCCGCUUUGUGUCCCAACAGAUCUUAUUCUAACAGGUCAAGGUGAGAAAGAGAGAUAGUAGAUUGUAGGUAGCAUGCUUGAAUGUCUCACUAAUAAAUAUUCUAAUACGAAUCUUCCUAUAUUGCUUCAUGACUACAUUUUGAAAAAUCAUGUUCAAGUAGUCGUAAAUUGUGAAAUGAAAUUAAUGAUCACCCUAGACACGCUCCCUUACCUACAGGUCCCAGAGUGGCACCUCCAUGCAUCUCACCAGCUCCCAUUUCUCGUACAUUAAUUUCAAGGGCAUGGAGUGGACGGCGGGUUUUUGCCAUUUAUAUAUAGAAGCUGUGCUGACUGCUGAGUUCCUUUGCAGUUACUUGAAUGCCACAGUGGCAGACGGAGGUUGAACAUUGACUCUCUAACAAACCGUUUCUUCCUCCAAGUUGCAGUUAUAAAUUUUUCAUGAGAAGACAGUAAGCGGAUAUAUUAGUCGUAUAUUGACUUCUACAAUUCGAGAACGUGAAUAUUAACUUAUUUCAAUUUUGAAGAUGAACUCUUGGAAAUGCUUAUGAAAACAGUCAUAAAAACUAAAUUAGAAACUGAAAUGACGUAAGACAUAAGUCGAUUUUAACCCCAGCUUACUUCGUUCUAAUCGUAUGGCAGAACUAAGGAGUGAUUCGAUAAAGUUUCUAUGUUUAAGGAGUUACCAUUUCUGUUUACGAGGCUCUCUUUCUUUGGACCCAAAUUUGCUCCCAUAUGGCGACAGUUAGUCAUUGUGUUAUUCGAUUGCCUUAGGUGCAGAGUGCCGUGUACAGAUUUUUUCUAUUUAAUUGUUUUGUCCCUCGAAUUUUAUAUUUCAAUUAAUGAGCUUCAUCUAGAAAGUGUGAUUUAUGCAAAUCCUAAUAAAGCAAGGGGAACUUCAUUCAAUUACCUAUUAUUCACUCUGCUAUCAAUCAAGAUGGCCUUCAUUAAAAGCUAAAACCAUCUGAAAUUUCAUUGGCUGACAGCAGCGUCAGAUAACAAGGGAGAAUAUGAUGUUUUUUUUAACCGUCAAUGAAGUGAAUGUUUGGGAACGUUUAUAUAUAUAUAUGCGGUCUGUGUCGCGACUGCACACUCUACCUCAAACGAAAUAUGGCUGACUGGCUGAAAAUUUUUGAUCCCAUUAUUUGACCUAAAAAUUACUUAUUCAUAAAUGAAGAACGCUCACGAUAAGUACACGACCGCGUUCGUUUUAGUCCAUGGCGUUUCGGGAAAAAAAUAAUGUUCAACGAUGAUAAUUAAUGGAUGAGAAAAAAUUCUCAUCGAAAAAACACAUCCGUCAUCUUCGAGAGAAUCUUCUGUGGUUGAAAUACACCAGUGAUUCAACCACAAUUAUUUAUUAUGAUGUAGAUUGUAGAGGUCUGGCAUCUCUUUUUUGUAAUAGAGCGUCAAUUAUUUUCGGAAACAACAUAUAUAAGACGCUCUCUAUAACAUUUCUUAUCGAAAUUGGUGAUUUGGCCAUGAGAUUAAGAACGGAAUCUUCAUUUCAGUUACAUGCGCAAUUAAUAACAAAGAUUUGCCGCCGAACUGGUCCAAUCUCGCCUUGCAGCAUUCAUUGAAAAAUAUACUCUUUUAGUUUCAUUUUGUGGUCCGCUUGUAUAGACGUACAUUUUUUCAUAUUGCUUAUAAAAUUUUUUAGCAAGUUAGGUGCUGUAGUUCCCCGGGAAAGGUUUGCAGGAUAUUGAAAUGAAGUUUUCGACAAACGAAACGGGUCAAGAAAAAAAUUACAGUAAUCCUAUAUUUAAUUAUCAAGAUUUCUCUGCACUGGAAAAUACGACCAUUCUCAUACCCACUUGUAACUGAAAUUUUACGUAAUGAGGUUUUCUAUUUAAUUGAAUUUAACGAAAUUAAAGGGCAUGCAAAUUAUCCUAUCUGAAACCUUGGCACAACCAAUUUAAAACUGCUCGUUCCAAGCUGCAUUGUAGUCAUAAGUUAUUGCUACGUGCAACAUCUUUAAUAAACACGUAACCAAUCUUUGGUGGAUUAAUUAGCAAAUUUAAUUGACGAAUCCCAAUGCAAAAUUAUCCGGCCAACCUAUGAUUCGCAAUAAUGAAUCUCACCAAUUUACAUGAUUUAUAUGUAUUUCCAAUCAUUACAAAUUUAAACCGAUCAGAUUAAUCUUCAACAGAAGUCAAAUUUUAUAUGCACUUCUGUUCAUCUUCGAAUCUUCUGUUUGUCUUCUGUUCUGUUCCUUCGAAUCUAAUUUCGCAUGAAAACUUUUGACUCAGUUUUUCCACGAAGAAUCGUCCUUACGACAAAAUAUACUUUCUUUUUCUGCAGCAAUAUAAAUAUUUAUGCAAUGGAUCCUAGUAUUGGGAAAGGACCAGUCACAAAUAAUGCCACACAUCCUGAAGCAAUUGAACGUGGUGGUUUGACCCAUUCAGCCCUGGAAGCUCUGCUGGUGGAUCCAGGGACAUUAGCCGGACAUUUAAUCCCGGGCUUGCUGUUUAUGUUCUUCGGCUUGUUUUGGACCUACAGUAUCCUUCACAAGUAUCACGUUGCCAGGAGAGGAGCCAUUCUGCUUGGCAAAGGAAGUUAUAAAUCAAAUUACAGAAACACACUCUUCUCGACGUAUUACGCUUGUCACUGCACCAACGUUUCCCUGGACGCAUACUUCUUGUUCAUCUGCACAAGUCUCGGUUUUAUUGGUGAAUUCAUCGCGGGAUUCAGAGGGGGUGAAUUCGUUGUGAUGUCCAACACGCAUCACAUGUGCAUGUAUUUCUUCUACGGGCUUACUGCCUUCAUCCACAUCCUCAUGUGUCGCAAGCAUCCCAUCCCUGCUGACUCCGACUACGCGACGAUGAUCGUCGCAUGCAUAGUGGAGGCGCUGCUGUUCCAGGGCCACAUCAACGGUCGGGGACCGAUCAAUGCCAAGAUACACAUGUUGCUGGUGUACACUAUUAUGGUGACGGUCGGUUUUCUGGUGCUGGAGAUGGCUGCGCGGCGCAAUGUUUUGAUCAGCCUUGCGAGAGCUUCUAGUAUUUUAGUGCAGGGCCAGUGGUUCUGCACGGGAGGCUUCAUCUUGUACCCUCCAUCGUUCAUGCCAACAUGGGAUGACAACAGCCGACCACAAAUGGCGCUGGUAACAACGCUAUUUGCCGUCAAUAUUGCGUUAGCCAUUAUUGGAACAUUACUGAUUAAUUAUUUAAUUUUUUUGCGAGUAAAUUGCAUGGAUGCGCAAACCAUAAGUCGGAUUUUAAACAAGUCAGAUAUUCGGAGUCAAAAUUCAUUGCCGAAUAUUGAUCCGGGGAAGCCGCUGAUUUCAGACUCCGAUGACGAAUGCUAGGAAAAGCUUGGAGCUCAAGUUUCUGUCGGACCAACACCUCCAUUUUCUGCUCAAUAUCAUCCAUCUCUAAAUCUGAAUUCAUCCCAACCGGAAUAUCAACUCGCUGAUAUAUUUCGUUUUGUACAACUCUCGUUCUACUGUGUGCAAUUCAUGAAGUUGGUACUACAUUAAACUUCGUAGAAACGAUUCCAUGACCACGUUUAGCUAACUAUUGAUCAGUCGGAGUGCAGAAGUUCUGAAUGAAUAUGCUCUCGGUCAAAAUUCCGCAUUCACCAAGAAACUGGUUGAGUUUCAGUUUACUCAUCUUUAAAGAGGUUUAUACCUCGUAAUUAAGAACAUGAACAUUAUGAAAUCUUUUCUUACAGAGACAAAAUAUUUUCAAGCCCAAUCAAUUUGAACGCACUUCAUUCCACUGAUUUUUCUUAAUUUAAUCUCCAUUGUAUAUUAACUUUUUUUUGUUUCAUUAAACUGGAGUUGAAUACUGCAGCUUUCGGUAAGUGAAUAAAAGAUAAAUCGAGAGUCACGUCGAUCAUUUCA